AUGCCCCAUCUGCUCAUUUAUAUAGCUCAGUCAGGGCUCGAGCGAGGCCGGCAUGCUCGUCAGGUCAAGCAGUGCCGCCCUGGUAGUGGUAGCUCACCUAUAACAAAUCUGCAGCAGCCUGCCUGCGUCGUUGCACAGUGCAAAUUUACUCUGCUGCCUGCAGCCUCCCUCCUCCUCCUCCUUCUUCAUCAUCAUCUACUUCUUCUCCCGCUAGUCGCGAUGCGCGCGGAGGUGCUGCUACUCGCCGCGCUCGUCGCGGCCGCGGCUCUCCUGUCGUCGCUCGACUCGCGCAGCGACGUGCGGCUGCUGGAGGUAGGGGACGGCGACCUCGAGCUGGUCCCGCUCGACGGCGCCGCGGGGCCGGAGAGCAUCAUCUUCGACAAGAGCGGCGAGGGGCCGUUCACGGGCGUGUCGGACGGGAGAGUCCUCAGGUGGAAGCCGGAGGAGCGGCGGUGGGAGGAGCACUCCUGCUCGGCGCCGGAGCUGCUGGACAGCUGCCGAAGCUCGCAGGACCCGGGCCGGGAGCACGAGUGUGGGCGUCCACUGGGCCUCAAGUUCAACAGCGAGACGGGGGAGCUGUACGUCGCGGACGCCUACCGUGGGCUCAGAGUGGUUGGGCCGGAGGAUAACGUGUCCAGGCCGCUGGUCCCUCCGGAGUGGCAAGGGAGCCGCCCGUUCAGCUUCGCCAACGGCGUCGAGAUCGACUACGAAACCGGAGCCAUCUACUUCACCGAGACCAGCGCAAGGUUUCGGAGAAGGGAGUUUUUGAACAUUGUUAUAUCCGGUGACAAUACCGGUAGAUUGUUGAAAUAUGACCCAAAGAGCACCGGAGUGGAAGUCUUGGUUGAUGGUCUAGCUUUUGCCAAUGGCUUGGCUAUGAGUAGGGAUGGCACUUACUUGCUCCUUGCAGAAACCACAACGGGUAAAAUCCUAAGGUAUUGGAUCAAGACACCAAAAGCUUCAACACUAGAAGAAGUUGUUCAGCUAUCUUGGUUUCCGGAUAACAUCAAGAUGAGCCCUAGAGGAGGGUUCUGGGUUGGUCUCCAUGCGAAGAGAGGGAAGAUCGCCGAGUGGUCAAUUUCUUACCCUUGGCUAAGGUGGCUGAUACUGAAGUUGCCGAUGCGGCAUGUGCAACGUGCCUCCUGGCUCUUGAAUCGGCUUGGGCGUCAGGUUAUAGCGCUAAGGUUGAACGAGGAAGGUAAAACAAUAGAGGCAAUUAGUGUUCACGGUGCUCUUCAAAAGGUUUUCAGAUCGGUCAGUGAGGUUGAAGAAAGAGACGGAAGCCUAUGGAUAGGGUCUGUCAUGUCACCUUUUCUUGGAGUAUACCGCUUGUAGAAAGCAUUUAUACGAUAAAACUAAACAUGCAUUGAGCAUGUGUAAUCAUUCAUAAAGGAAAAUAUUGCUAUAUAUAAGUGUAUAUAAUAAGAUUUCUCCAUGCUCAAGUUCAUUCAGAAUUA
Panicum hallii is the source of this 1457-nucleotide messenger RNA. RefSeq names its product protein STRICTOSIDINE SYNTHASE-LIKE 10-like. Lineage: Eukaryota; Viridiplantae; Streptophyta; Magnoliopsida; Poales; Poaceae. The record is from RefSeq and is a predicted model, not a curated record. Gene Ontology annotation, molecular function: strictosidine synthase activity. Bases 1 to 1335 code for a protein of 444 amino acids. The transcript has 3 exons. Gene Ontology annotation, biological process: biosynthetic process.